Molecule: messenger RNA, 420 nt
Organism: Symbiodinium natans
Lineage: Eukaryota; Dinophyceae; Suessiales; Symbiodiniaceae
Source: the annotation of a GenBank genome assembly
AUGUCAACGCGUUUGCUGGAGGUGGGACAUGUAGAAGUGCAUCUCGCCGUUACAGCGAAAGAGGGGGGUCCAGUUUCCACGGUGUUUGCCGGCACACCGGUACUCCAGUGCAGACAGCAACGAAACGACUCUGAGACCACAUGCACAUCGCAUCAAACUUUUUCGUUCUCGCUCCUCCCGGAGGAGUUGUUGGAGGUCUUCCAGCCCCAGGGUGGCACCUUCCUCUUGCAGCCGUUAAAUUGGGAAGAGGAGCAUAAGGAGCCUUCAAGGUCAGCUUCCAAAGACAAGGCUGCUAAGGAGCUGAGUAAAUUCCAGCACGGCGCCCUGGGCAAGCUCAAUGACUCCCUUUCAGCUCAGCGUGGAGUGGCCGCUCGGCACACAGCCUUGUAUAACCCUACACACACCCCAAGCUCUUCUUAG